Molecule: messenger RNA, 1491 nt
Organism: Pyrus x bretschneideri (Chinese white pear)
Lineage: Eukaryota; Viridiplantae; Streptophyta; Magnoliopsida; Rosales; Rosaceae
Product: calumenin-A-like
Exons: 6
Coding region: 302-1426 (374 amino acids)
Cellular component (GO): endoplasmic reticulum
Molecular function (GO): calcium ion binding
Source: RefSeq, a predicted model, not a curated record
CCCCCAUCAUUCAGGACUUCAACUUCAUUCAUCAUUUGAAUAAUAAAGUGAAUCAGUCUUUUCCUCCUCUUCUCCAUUUCUCUUGUAUUCUCUCCAGAUUCUUCUCCUAAUCUAGUCCAUACGCUAGUUAGUCAACCAACACACGCACACUGUCUCUCUCUCUCUCUCUCUCUUCUCUUCUAAAUUUCCUUUCUUUCUUUUCUAUUUUCCAAAUUUCCAAAUUCCAAAUCUAGGAAGAGAGAGCAGAAAAAAGAAAAGACUAAAUCUUGCGUUGAGUUGAGUUGAAGAUUUGAGAGUUCCAAUGGUGAGGCCGUCCGUCUCAGUAAUCAUAUACAUAGCAAUUGCAGUGCUUGUCCUCUUGCUCAUUUCCCACUCCCCCAAGAAACCCGGCAACCACCGCCACCGCCGCCUCAAGCUCCGCUCCAACUUCACCUUCUCUCCUCCCCUCCACCACCACAACCCCAUCCCCUUCGACCCUCUCGUUGCCGACAUUGAGCGCCGCCGCGAGGACCGAAAGUGGGAGCAGCAGCACUUCGAUCAUGCCUUCAACGCCUCCCACCACUCCGCCCCCGCCGCCGAAUCUCAGCCCGAGUGGGAAGACUUCAUGGACGCUGAGGAUUACUUGAACGACGACGAGAGGUUCAACGUCACCAGCAGGUUGCUCUUGUUGUUUCCUACGGUUGAUGUCGACCCGGCUGAUGGAUUCGUCACCGAGCACGAGUUGACUCAGUGGAACUUGAACCAGGCCCAGAGGGAAGUCUUGCAUCGGACUCAGAGGGAUAUGGAGCUUCACGACAAGAAUCGUGACGGCUUUGUUUCCUUUGCCGAGUAUCAGCCCCCGAGUUGGGCUCAGAAUGCAGAUAACAGUUCCUUUGGCUAUGAUAUGGGUUGGUGGAAAGAGGAACAUUUUAAUGCAUCAGAUGCAAAUGGAGAUGGUCUUCUUAAUAUAACCGAGUUCAAUGACUUUCUACACCCAGCUGACAGCAAAAACCCAAAGCUACUUAAGUGGUUGUGCAAGGAGGAAGUAAGGGAAAGGGACACCGACAAAGAUGAAAAGAUUAACUUCAAAGAAUUCUUCCAUGGCCUCUUUGAUUUGGUGAGGAACUAUGAUGAAGAAAAUCACAAUUCCACACAUCAGUCUGAUGAUUCGAUGGAGUCCCCAGCUAGAAAUUUGUUCGCUCAGCUUGACCAAGAUGGUGACGGUUAUUUGUCAGAUGAGGAGAUACUUCCUAUUAUUGGAAAGAUACAUCCAUCAGAACAUUACUAUGCAAAACAACAAGCAGAUUACAUUAUAUCACAGGCUGAUACGGAUAAAGACGGGCGACUAACGCUGGGAGAGAUGAUAGAGAACCCAUAUGUAUUUUACAGCGCUAUUUUCAAUGACGACGAGGAAGAGGACUAUGGGUACCAUGAUGAGUUCCGUUAAUCUCAUUACUGGUUCUCCUGUCUUAUUGUUUUAAUAACAUUAUAGUUGCCUGACGCGGAAGAGUU